GCACAAAAAAACUCCAGCACACCCCACAAUAGGUGUCAAACGGAAGUUCCGGCUUCUCAGCGGAAACAGCAUUUUUUCUGAGCCGCGGCCUCGUGUUGAAGCAAUUAUUUGACGAGAGCUUCUUCGUCUUCGGCUACUGAUAAGUAGACCUUGUCAACAGAUUGAAAUGGCGCUAUCCAAACACGCCAUUCCUUCAUUGUCCGAAUACCAGUGCCAGAUAUGUCUGGAAAUUCUAAUAGAACCUGUGACUCUGCCUUGUAACCACACGCUGUGUAAGCCGUGCUUCCUGUUGACCCUGGAAAACGCGAAUUUAUGCUGUCCUUUCUGUCGCCUCCGGGUAUCUUCAUGGACUCGGUACCAUACUCGAAGAAAUUCUCUUGUCAAUAUGGAACUGUGGGAGAUGAUUCAAAAACACUACCCAAAGGAAUGCCAGCUGAGAAUUUCUGGGCAAGAAUCAGAGAAAGAAGUUGAAGACUACCAACCAGUUCGCGUGUUAAGUACUCCCGGGGAACUGAGAAAAGAAUAUGAAGAGGAAAUGAGCAAGAUGGAGGCAGAGCGCCGGGCCCGGGAAGAAGAGGAAUGCAAAGCUAGUGAAGAAUACAUACAGAAAUUGUUGGCAGAGGAGGAGGAGCUAGAGAAAAAGACAAGACGGAGGCGAAGUAACCUGGACUUGAAAGAGCAGGAACAGGCAAGAAACCUAAGCGCCAACAGUUCCUCUGACGGAAGUAUCUUGGCUUCUCCUCUGAAUUCUGCAGAAUCUGAACCAGUUGCAACAAAGUCACAAAAGAAAAGAAAGAACAAACAAAGACAUAUUGAAGACAGGUAUUUGUCACCUCUGCAUCAAUUUGAGCCAGCAUCACAGUCUGAGGUUGUAGGAGAAGUCCGAAAAAACUACGUAUCCAAGAACAUGGACAGUGAUGGUAAAAGCCCAAUGCAGCAAGAAAUUGAAGAAAACAUGCCAACAGUUUCUUCACGAAUAGGCCUUGAAAUUAAAAAGCAAGGUGCAAAGUCUUCCAUGGAGACACCUGUGCCACAGUUGUAUGUCUCUGGUAUGGAAAAGCACCUUGAAGGUAAAGCCCAAACCAGCCCAAGCUGCUGUCAUAAAGAGUUGUUUGUCGUGCUUGAAAGACUUAAACCUGGAGCUCAUCACUCUAUACAAGCUGCAGUCAAGCCUUAUGGCAAAGCUCAGAGUAUGAGCACUACACCGAAAACUGGAAACAACACCUUUGAUCACCUACUGAUCAGCAAAAAUAUUGCCAAAAGAAAAAGUGAGGAAUCUUCAUCUGAAGCAGUCAACAAUCCACGCCGUUCUGCAAAAAGAGAACUGUUCCAGAAAUCUCCCUCGGAUCAAGAGGAAUCAGAAGUAAGCUUCACCCAAAAAUUGAUGACUUUGGAGCACCAACUUUUUGAGAGACAUAAACAAGAAAAAGAGGAUAGGUUGUUGGCGAUACGACUUCAGAAGUCUGUGGAUAAACAAGCAAUGUAUCCAAAUCGGCAAAAAGGAUCCCCAGAUGGGUAUCCUUUCCGAUCUGCAUCCUCAUCUGCAUCCAACUUGGUAAGAGAAGGGAAGUCCAAAAAAAAGUCCAGAAGAUAAACUGACAUAAGGUAUUCAACAGAUUAAAAUGAGCACCCUUCUUUUAAGAUCCAGGUGAAGUGGAUCAAAAAAAGAUACAACAAUGACAAAUUCUACUAGAGGUAAUUAUAAUCUAUCUAAAAGUGCUCAUUUCUUACAGAAAAAUGUUUUUCAAAAGUGUGAGAAAUAUACAAAGUAAUACAUGGGUAAAGGGAGUAUUUUCUGAUGUACUGAAGCUGUAUUAUGAAGCUGUCUGUUCUGUCAGAAUCCUUAAAAAUUUAUGGUUUAAAGCUUUAUAAAAUUGUCAUCUGUUCUGUAAGCAAACGCAGUCUUUAAAGGACCGUGUGAUUACAGAGAAUGUACAAAUAUGUUUCUGUAAAAGGGAGUAAUAAGGAUCCAUAUCAUUUCUGUUAUUAAUAGCUGUUUUAGGUGUAACUUAGUGGCAAGGUGCUUGUCCAGUAUCUGUGAGGUCUUAGGUUCAAUCCAGGGCAAAAACAUAGCAACAGAGUAAAUGCCAGAGCUAUGUUGCUGUCUUUUAAAAAAGCCACUCUGGGGCUGGAGAGAUGGCUCGGUUGGCCCUGGGUUCAAGCCCCAGCAACACACACACAUACACACACACACACACACACACACACACACACACACACACCCCUAUUCUAUUGUAUUGCUAACAGCUGUGAUUAAGUUUGAUUCUUAUGGAUAUAAAAUAUCUUUUACUUUUGUUCUCUAUUCCCAAUUCAUUCACUAAUUGUUACUUGUUAAAAAAAAUUUUUUUUAAGAGCUUGUGAGUGUAAUAGUGCUGGAGCACUUGCCUAGCUCUUAUGAGGUGCCCUGGGUUUCUUCUCCAGCACAACCACCAAUACGAACAAACAAAAAAUAACACAAUAGAAAAAUGAAAAUUUGCUGUGAGAGCAUUAUAUCACAGUAUUUUUUAUGUUGUGAAACUUGAAACACAACUAUGUGUUUAUUUCCUUAUAGUAUCAUUUAUGUUGAUAUUGGACUUUUGUUUAUAGACAGAAAUAGAAAGCAAGAUAUUUGCAUUUUGCCCUGUCUUAUCCUGAAAAUUAAAUCAGAAGGCAGUGUUUUUGUUUUUGAAGUUUAACUUGGAGACUUUUUGAUCUUUUGUUUAAUUAAUUUUAAUUUAUAGCAAACAGCUUUAACAGCAUUUCUGCUGUUGUCCAAGCAUACAUCCUUUUGAUGUAGAAAUAUGAUAAAAUGUCCUCAAAGUAGAUCUAGCUUACAUUUGUGUUUUUAUAUUAUUAAAGUUUUUUCUUUGACUUGGGUAAAUGAAAUUGACAGAUCUACAUUUUUUUGGUGCAUAAUUAUAU
Messenger RNA from Ictidomys tridecemlineatus (thirteen-lined ground squirrel), 2901 nucleotides. NCBI's taxonomy places the organism in Eukaryota, Metazoa, Chordata, Mammalia, Rodentia, Sciuridae. The record is from RefSeq and is a predicted model, not a curated record.